UUUAAACACUUCAAUUAAUCAACAAAAUGUACAAAUAAUCUAACUUGUUUGUAAAUGUUAUACAUCUUAGUAUGUAGGCUAUUAUUACUAAAGCAUAAUUUUGGACAAAAAAGAUCAUACCAAAGGUGGCUAACCUUGCUCCACUCCCUGAUCUAAAGGAUGAGCAGACUUCUAUUCCAGCCCAGCAAUAAUACACGUUAUUAUCAACUCAUUAGGUUUGAUACAUAGAAUCAAGUGUGUUAGUGCUGGGCUGGAACAGAAGCCUGCACACCCAGCAUACCUCCGGGAGAAGGAUUGGCCUGCUACAGUUGUAAUAAGUUUGUAGCCUACAUUGUGUGUAACUUUUAACUGUAUUGUCGUGUACAACAUGUGAUAACAUAAGUACACAUACAACCCAUGGCAUACAAGGACGUGCCAGCAGACUCUUGGGACAUUCACUGGGACCUCUUCAUCUGCAGCUCUCCAGGCUUUCGCAGCUCUCCAUGUCUCAGGAAAGACAACAUUACAAAGCAACAGGCUUAAUUUUAUUUCAAUUACACAGCCCUAAUUAUUAUCUAUCUGUCUGUCUUCAUAGUUCUCAUCUCUAAGGACUAGUACUGGAUAUUCUUUUCAUGAUGUCAUCCCACAACCCGCCCUAUUUAACUAGUAAACGUACUCCUUUUUAUGACAGCUGGAGCAGAAAAUGAUUUCACUCUCUUCCAUUGCUGAUAACUACAAAUGCAUUUAGAGCCUGAGUUUUUAAUUUAAAAUUAUAAAUAUGCCUAAAUCAAGAUACCAUGCUAAUAUGAAGAAAGCUUGCUGAUUACAUACUUGGCUAAGUGAAAUAUAAAGUUGGCUAGCUAGCUAUUUAGCUAGCAGGUCAUUAGCCUACACACAGUGGGCUGCUAUAGCUAGCUGGCUAAUAAUACAUCGUUUUUUAACAUUUUCAAAAUGUACUUACUUACUUGAAUAGGUUCAUGCCCACGCCAACGAAGCGGCCAAUCCUUUGUAGCGAAGCGUUGUCGAGCGGAGCCAUCUCGUUUGGUCGAGACGUUACACACGCUUUGAAAACAUUCCAUACUUUUCGCGGUGUAUUUGAACGUUCUAAAAUUCCAAUGACAUUCAAAAUACUGUUGUCACAACAUUAGAUGAUUGCUUGUUGAUGUUUCAAAGCAAAUGCACCAACUUAGUGUCGCAGAGCCUUUAAAAAUUAGGUGAUAAGAUAUUUGACAAUAAUCGACGUUAUUGAUUUUGCACUCUACAGCAAAGGCAUAGGAGCAAUGGAAGAGCCCACCUGCCAUGUCCAAGCAGGUGUUAUGCUGGAGGAUCUUAGGAAAUUAGUCACUUGGGCUCACUCUCAUGGCUCCCACUGUCCCCACAAGCUUUGGCACAAGGGAAAACUUAACCCAGGGGUUGGGCAUCAGUGCAAAGUUAAUUGGAGAUGUGAGGUUGGACAUGCCUUUGACUGGGCCUUGACACUUGCCACAGAGGUGAAAGUUGAGGAGGAAAAGACAGAGGGGGAGGUGGAUGUAGGUCAUAGGAGCAAGAGGAGGAGAAUACAACAUCUGUCCUCGGAUGAAGAAGAGGAGAUGGUAUAUACCCCAUUCAAUGGAAAUAUUACUGAUGAAAAUGGGGUUGAAUCCGACGUGAGCCACUGUAGCCUUGUGGCCCAUGUGUCAAGAGAGGGAGGAGAUGCCACAGUGAGAAUGCUGGAAGAGGCUUUGACUUUAAAGUCCAAGCAGCAGAGAACUGUGAAACAACCAUUCUUUCCUAGGAUGAUUGUUAAGGAGCACCCCAAAGGCAAUAUCCACAUGGAAGUUAGGGUGGAUCUAGAGCAAAAGAACAAGGAGUCAAACCAAGAGGGAAGGGGCAUUGAGAAGAGGACAGUUCUAAAGGAGGAAAGCCCAGGCCCAAAUGAAAACCUCAUUACAGCUCUUGACAUCACCCCUCUCCGAAGCUGCCUUUCAGACAUUGAGCGCGCCCCAGAAGAUGAGGAGUGGGCAACUCCUAAGGGUGGACAGUGUUCCCUCUCCCCUCCUGAACCUAAGCCCCUAUUCCAGGGCCAGGGUGAAACCCACAGGCAGGGCUCCUGUAGUGCUGCCGUCUUCCCACCUACACCUGAGAGAUCAGGUGCGGCCUCAGGGCACUGUCCCCCUAAUAAAGGCAAGGUGAAGACAGCACCCAAGAAACCAGCAGAGAAAAGGGGGCCAAAGAGAGCAGAGGCCAGCCUGGGCAAUCUCAUGACCUUUAUCAUGUGGCUAAACUCUCAAAACCAUUCGGCGGCCCGCUGUCCAGGCAGCCUGCCUAUCGCCGAGCUGGACAGGUUAUUGGUCGCCUUCUUCCAGUAUGUGUGGGAGGAGUCCCGCCUGCAGGCCUUGAGCAGCAGCACUCUUACGACAUACGCCCGUAUGCUGGACCGUGAUCUGCAGAACCAGGGCUGCAGCUUCAGUAUCCGGAAGUCAGCCGAGUUCACAAACACCAUUAGGGAACUGGAUAACUGCUGCCAGAACUUGAAGCAGAGAGAGUGGGACAGAGACAUCCUGGUGAUCCAGAGCUUGAGGAGAGAAGAGGAGGCUGCACUGAGGCAGGCAGGAGUCCUGUCUAGGGCCACACCGGAUGGGCUGCUCAACCUGGUCCUGCUCAACAACCUCAAGGCCUUUGGGAAGUUCCACCUCCAGGGAGUCUGGCCCGGGCGAGUCUCUGACUUCCACACGGCCACGGAGACCCACCCAGGGACGUGCGACGGGGAAAAACUGGAAUACCUGGAGUGGAACAAUACUAAUUUCCCAGAACAGAGCCCCGUACGGAUGCACGGCCUGGCUGACGAUCCAGAACGCUGCCCCCUGUGGGACUACAAGCUCUACGUAUCCAAGCGUGUUGGAAGCCACCUGAUCGCCUCUGAUGCAAUGUACUGUUGCCCACUGAGCCAGUGUAGGCCCUGGGAUAAUCACUGGUUCAGCCGCCAUGCCAUGCCCAAACCUCGCCUGGAAAAGAUUAUUAAGUCUCUGAGCCACCAUAUACUCUCCGUUCGUAAUGGGAGGGCAGCAGCCGUAUAUUAGUCAGCAGGUACUAAUAGAAGAACAUUGAUUGUAUUUUAACUGUAUACUGUAUGUGCAUACAUACAUUCAAAGUGUGAUAUCCUAGCAUGACAUGUGUUGUUUUACACCAUUGAAUGUUGUAUGCUAUGUUAUGGUUGAAAUACUCAUAAAUGGUAUUACAAAAAAAAUCUUAUUUUCAUGAUAAUGAUUCCUCAUAUUUCUAAGUUACUCCAGUCUCCAGCCGCUCUCAUAAUGCAAAUAACCUUCAUUCAGUUAACUCGUGUCAUAUUUCCUGUACCCUAAAUUACAUACUGUAGCUUGCAUGAGAGAGUUACAGAAAUGAGGAGCGAGAGAGGACCUCAAUCACAGAAUUCAAUAGAACACAACUCUAUGCUUACGAUCACAACUCUUACUUGUCCCGAAGAUCACCCACGCAAUGCUACACUACUACCAGCUAGUACUUUUUAUUAGGCUAGAUUGCAGUAGACUUUAGUCUUGAAUCUUUAGCCCUGAACAUACACAUGAAAUGAAACUGAUUUAUUAUUUACUGUAUGACUUUCAGGACAGGAGCAUAUACAAUCUAGUACGAUACCACAACCUUGUACAAUGUUGUAAAAUGCUUUAAGAUUGGCAAUUUGAAAAUAUUUUGUGAGAAACAUUGUGAACUGAAAUUCAAACGUUGGACAAGGGAAACCUUUUUCUUGUAAAUCAAAACGUUGUCACAACGUUGGUUCUAAUGUAACCAAUAUGCAACCUUAUAGAAUAUAACAAAAACACUCUGUGUCAGCUGGGUACACCUCUAGGAAAGCAUAAUAGUUGGGUCAACGAGAGAGAGAAACAGGAUAUGGAAAGGAAUGUAACAUUACUAUUUGACUUAAAAAAUGUAACCUUUAUUUAACUAUGCAAAGAAGAGAACAAAUUCUUAUUUACAAUGACGGCCUACACUGGCCAAAUCCGGACGACGAUGGGCCAAUUGUGCGCAGCCCUAUGGGACUCCCAAUCACGGCCGGUUGUGAUACAGCAUAAAUUCAAACCAGGGUGAAUGUAGUGAUGCCUCUAGCAAUGAGAUGCAGUGCCUUAGACCGCUGCGCCACUCGGGAGCAAAGACUGAUUGUAAAUAAAAAAGAAGCCUCAGGUUAAUCUAUUCCUACACGGAGUUCCUUUCUUAUCACUAAAAAUAGGGAUAUCAGACAAGGAUUUCUGAAUAUGAAACUGUGGAAAUCACUCUGGGGAGCAUUAGUGUGCUGAUUUUUAUGUCUUGUAAUU
Messenger RNA from Salvelinus fontinalis (brook trout), 4283 nucleotides. RefSeq lists its product as uncharacterized. The record is from RefSeq and is a predicted model, not a curated record. NCBI's taxonomy places the organism in Eukaryota, Metazoa, Chordata, Actinopteri, Salmoniformes, Salmonidae. Bases 1260 to 3038 code for a protein of 592 amino acids. The transcript is spliced from 3 exons.